Messenger RNA from Anneissia japonica, 2197 nucleotides. RefSeq names its product probable G-protein coupled receptor 83. The transcript has 2 exons. The record is from RefSeq and is a predicted model, not a curated record. Gene Ontology annotation, cellular component: neuron projection; plasma membrane. The coding region runs from base 111 to 1328 and encodes 405 amino acids. Gene Ontology annotation, biological process: G protein-coupled receptor signaling pathway. Gene Ontology annotation, molecular function: neuropeptide Y receptor activity; neuropeptide binding. Lineage: Eukaryota; Metazoa; Echinodermata; Crinoidea; Comatulida; Comatulidae.
GAACGAAUGCACCUAACGCUUUUAAGAGAGUAAACAGCAAACACUGCAACCCAGAAGAUACACAGUAUAUUUUCUCUCAAACCUUUGUUGGCUACAUUUGAAGAGCAGAGAUGUCACAUUUUCAAAAUGUCUUUUCACAACUCGACUUAUAUUCCAGUGACGCGUCAGAUGAUGACGACUUGAUGACUCACUCCAAUGACACAGCUUCUGAAUCCAGCCUCUCCUCUGCCAGUAUAGACAGCACAUUUAAAGAAGCAGAUUUCGACGACUUACUGAAGAUGUAUGGAGAAGGUAUUGAGAAGUCUGACAUUUUGCCAUAUAGGAGAGAUGUCAGAAUUGCCAUCAACACCGCGUUCUUUGUUCUCAUAGUUAUCUCCCUUUUCGGCAACACUCUAGUGUGCCUGGUAAUGAUGCGCAGUAGCCAAGUUCGCAGUGUAACCAAUUUCUUUUUAGCGAAUCAAGCUUUUUCUGAUAUUCUUAUGACAUUGUUUAAUAUUCCUUUGGUUUUAACGCGAGAUCUCUCCGACGAUUGGCCGUAUGGGCGUUGGAUGUGUUACCUCACAGAUUACAUCAUCCAAGUUUCUAUUUUCGUGUCAAGUUUUACGCUGACCGUUAUCGCUAUAGAUCGCCAUCAAGUUAUUGUUCAUCCUCUACGCCCACGAAUGGACAUUAUGUCUGCAUGUUUAAUCAGUUUUAUCAUCUGGGCACUUUCACUAAUUCUCUCACUUCCAAGCGCUAUGUUCCGGAAGCUACACCGAUGGGAAACUACACUUCAAUCUGGCUACAAAUGUAUUGCCUCCUAUCCAGAACCUAGUGACUUUUAUAGAAAGCUUUUCGUCAUUAUUUCGAUCACUCUGCGAUAUGUAAUUCCAAUGAUCAUUAUAAUAAUUGCAUAUUGCCUGAUAGCUGCAACUUUACGCGCCAGAACGACAGUUGGAUACGUGACAGCGUUGCAGCGCGAUGCCAAGGAUCGUAGCAAACGCAGAACCUCAACCAUGUUAAUUUUGGUUGUGUCUAUCUUUGCAGUCUGUUGGUUCCCGCUCAAUUGCUAUACAAUUCUUGUCCUUUACUUCGAGCCAUUCCACAGCAAUGUGCUGCACUUAGUUUUAUAUUACUUUGCUAUGAUAAGUGUUUGCUUAAAUCCGUUUGUGUAUAGUUGGCGGAACGCAAAAUUCAGGGCGGAAAUUUAUAGCAUUUAUUCUAUCCUGUGUAUCAAGGAAAGGGACAGGGCAGCUGAGUUAAAAAGUACAAUCAAAGAUCGUGGCAUUAUGGAAAUUAAAGAAAGAGAACGGAGUGAAACUGAUACAAAACAUUCAAGUGAUAAGUGACAAAACUCAUUAUUUAAUUUGAGGCAAAAAAGCAGUAUUUUAAUUUACUACAGUGAAUAAUUGCAUCAGUUCUUUGCAGUCCUAAACAAUAUGGAACAGAUAGGCCAAAUUCAUUUUUUCCAGAGCAAAUUGAUUCUAUGCAGCAAAUUGAUUCUUCGCAGCUUGACAAUUACGGCUCUUGCUCAUCUAUGGCAUAGAAUGUUUUUGGAUUCAAUUCAUGGUCAAACUAUUCUUCAUCUGUUUCAAUUUAAUCAAUUUACCUGCUCUAAACCCAAAUAUAGAUUAAAUUGUUGUCCUAUAUGUUGAUGUGACAAAUUGUGUUAUUCAAUACGGUGACAGUAGCCUGCGUCUGAUAUAACAACUGCAACGAAUGCUACCUCUCUGCCAAUGAAUGAAUAACAAUUAUAAUCAAAGAGUAUAUAACUGCAAGUGGUCCGACUGCCUUAUUUGAUAUGCACACAUCGAAAAGUACUACCACGAGAUAGGGGGCGCCCUAUUAGAAUAAGGAUUGAGUUCGCCCGAAACCCGUAUUUUGAAAUACACGCCUCUUCGUGGCAGUAGUUUUUGAAAUAGGGUAACGUUCCAACGAAACCACGAGAGUGGACCUCUUGCAGUUCUAUACUCUUUGUUAUAUUUAUAUAAAAAGCAUUUUUUUCAACUCUACACACUAAAAGUUUUUGUGACAAGUAGGCCAAUAUGUGAUUUAAAAACUUCCAGGCUAGACUAUUCCAAUUCUCUUUUGUUUAAACUUCUUGCACGCAAAUGAUUCAAAAUCACACUGCCCAUGUGUGCUCUUUAACUCCAAAAUAUUCCCAUGUUACCCUUGUACUUCAAAAUCUUCACUGGCUACCAUUAAACAGCGUCAUAUC